AUGUGUUCUGUGUUCAUCUCAUCACUACCACCACCACCAUCACCACCACCACCACUACUACCACCCCCACGGCCACCACCACCACCACCACCACUACUUCUACCAAUACGGCCAACACCAUCACCACCACUACUACCACCCCCACGGCCACCACCAUCACCACCACCACCACUACUACCACCCCCACGGCCACCACCAUCACCACCACCACCACUACUACCACCCCCACGGCCACCACCAUCACCACCACCACCACCACCACCAUCACCACCACCACUACUACCACCCCCACGCCCACCACCAUCACCACCACCACCACUACUACCACCACGGCCACCACCAUCACCACCACCACCACUACUACCACCCCCACGGCCACCACCAUCACCACCACCACCACUACUACCAUCCCCACGGCCACCACCAUCACCACCACCACCACUACUACCACCCCCACGGCCACCACCAUCACCACCACCACCACUACUACCACCCCCACGGUCACCACCAUCACCACCACCACAACUACAACCACCACGUCCAACACCACCACCACCACCACCACAACUACAACCACGGCCACCACCAGCACCACCACCACCACCACUACCACCCCCACCCGCCCCACCAUCACCACCACCACAACCACCACCCCCACCCCCCCCAGCACCACCACCACCCCUACGACCACCCCCGCGCCCACCAUCACCACCACCACCCCUACUACCAUCCCCACGGCCACCACCAUCACCACCACCACCACUACUACCACCCCCACGGCCACCAUCACCACCACCACCACCACUACUUCUACAACCACGGUCACCACAAUCACCACCACCACCACUACCACCCCCACGGCCACCAUCACCACCACUACCACCCCCACGGUCACCACCAUCACCACCACCACUACUACCACCCCCACGGUCACCAUCACCACCACCACCACCACUACUUCUACAACCACGGCCACCACCAUCACCACCACCACCACCACCACUACUUCUACCAAUACGGCCAACACCAUCACCACCACUACUACCAGCACCACGGCCACCACCAUCACCACCAUCACUACCACCACCACGGCCACCACCAUCACCACCACCACCACCACCACCACCACCACCACCACCAUCACUACCACCACCACGGCCACCACCAUCACCACCACUACUACCACCACCACGGCCACCACCAUCACCACCAUCACUACCACCACCACGGCCACCACCAUCACCACCACUACUACCAGCACCACGGCCACCACCAUCACCACCAUCACUACCACCACCACGGCCACCACCAUCACCACCAUCACUACCACCACCACGGCCACCACCACCACUACUACCACCCCCACGGUCACCACCAUCACCACCACCACCACCACCACGGCCACCACCAUCACCACCACCACCACCACCACCACGGCCACCACCAUCACCACCACCACCACCACCACCACGGCCACCACCAUCACCACCACCACCACCACCACGGCCACCACCAUCACCACCACCACCACCACCACCAUCACCACCACUACUACCAUCACCACGGCCACCACCAUCACUACCAUCACUACCACCACCACGGCCACCACCAUCACCACCACUACCACCACCACGGCCACCACCAUCACUACCAUCACUA
Molecule: messenger RNA, 1659 nt
Organism: Eriocheir sinensis (Chinese mitten crab)
Lineage: Eukaryota; Metazoa; Arthropoda; Malacostraca; Decapoda; Varunidae
Product: basic proline-rich protein-like
Exons: 3
Source: RefSeq, a predicted model, not a curated record